AUGGCGACACCGGUGGUGAAGGAGUCAUUUCGUGAGCGUCAAAUACACGAAUUAGAAGUGAUUAAGGCAAUUUUCGCUAACGAUGUGGAGGUGUUACGUCCCAGCUGUGACACAGAUACGCCAGCGGCACAAUGGAAGCCAACCGAAAUACGCAUAUCGCUAACGCCACUGCGCGAUUCCUCAAAUGGACACACGGAAGCAUACGCGCGCACUAAACUGCACAUUAUAUGCCCAUCAAAAUAUCCAAAAAUCGCGCCCAAAAUACUAAUAGAAGAAUCGAAAGGACUCUCAGACCAGUUGGUAGAGGAGUUAUUGCAAAAAUUACAACAGCAGUCAGAGGAGCUUCGCGGUGAAGUGAUGAUAUAUGAGUUGGCGCAAACUGUACAAUCUUUUCUACUUAAAUAUAAUAAGCCACCACGCGGUUCCUUCUAUGACGAAAUGUUACAGGAAAAUCAAAAGCGUGAACAAGAACGACUUGACAAACAGAAACGUAAGGAAAAUUUAGAGCGACAAACAUUGAUCGAGGAGGUUGAGCGCCGUAAAGAAAUGUUUAAAAGUGAAGCAAAAAGGCGUAGUGGUGAGACACGUCGUAGCAUGAGCGAAUCAAACUAUCACGCCAGCUCAUCGGAGAGUUCCGAGAAUUCAUCACCAUACUAUCGCAGUCAUUGUUACCCAAACAAAUGUUUGGAACAUCGCAACAGUGAAAAGCUUUACUUCCAUAGAGUAGGACGGCAAGUACAAAGGGGUUGUUGUUUAGGUCACUCACAGAAAGGCUGUGUGGCGUAUACAGGCAUAGAUUUGGACAGUGGUCAACUACUCUACGUGACCGAAUGGACCAUUAAGUAUUCGCAAUUAGAACAAAAAUGUGGAAAUGGCGGACAUUGCUAUUGGAUUGCAACAGAGCCGAAAUGCGGUGGUAAUCAUCGUGUCGAAGACGUUAUUGCCUCUAUUGAGAAACAAGUUACGACACUAUCGCAAUUACACCAUAAAAAUCUUAUACAGUACGAGUGUGUGUUGUGCAUAAAACGUAAGGAAGGAUUGAUUGUGUAUUUGGUGCAAGAUUUUCUGCUCGGCACCAGUUUGUUGAACAUAUCAUCCAGUCUGGGUUGGUGCAUUGAAGGCGUGCGCAUGGUUGCGCGUGGUGUGCUCGACGCGCUGGUAUUCCUACACAACAAAGGCGUCUCGCACAGUCACCUCAUGGAUAGCACAGUAUUUAUGGACAACACGGGCACCUUGCGUUGCACAGACUUUUCUUUGGUGCCUAACUUAUUAGAGCUUGUGGGCGGUAUAGGCCAGCGUUCGGUGCAAGGUGAUCUGCCCGCAUUUGGAGCGCUCAUCGAGAGUUUAAUGUCAACACAUACGUACGAGAUGCGUGAUUUCAUCGAUAAAUGCAACUCCGAUCGUACACUCUCGGCUUCAGAGCUAUUGGACCAUCCUUUUCUACAUUCAUCACUGCUCAGCCAUGACGAUAAAGCUAAUGCGCAACUCGCGCUUGCUUUGACACAGAAAAUGCCACGGCGCAUAUCUGGUGGAACGCCUGGCGCCGCGCUGCAGAAUGCCAAACCGCAGGAUCGUCACGAGCGCCAACAACAGCAUCUGCCUGCUUCGCUCUCCGUUAUGCCUGUAAUGCCCGUGAGUCAAUCCAGACUGCGCAAUGAGUUCGAAGUGCUCACAUAUUUGGGUAAGGGCGCUUUCGGUGAUGUGCUGAAGGUACGCAACAUAUUAGAUAACCGUCAGUAUGCGUUAAAACGUAUACCACUGUCAGCGCGUAGUCGCCAACUUUAUAAGAAAAUGACACGUGAGGUGGAAUUGCUCUCCCGCUUGAAUCACGAGAAUGUUGUGCGCUACUUUAACAGUUGGAUCGAGAGCGUUACUGAGGCGGAUGAAGCGGAAAUGGAUAAACUCUUGGGCGAUGAACUGUCAGGCAGCAACGACAUCAGCUAUAAACCAACAAAAUCAUCACAAUUGGGUCUGCCAGUUAAAGUGGGCGACGAAAGCUCGUCCAGCAUGUGGAGCGGUUGUGUACCGAAUGCAGAUGAUUCCGACUCCGAUGGCAUUGAGUUUGUGGACUCAAAUGGCGAAAUUGUCAAUUACGAUGAUGAUGACGACGAUGACGAAGAGGAGGAAUCGUCGCGGCAAGUUUCAAAGGGCGGCAACGCACCCAAACCUAUGCAAGUUAUGUACAUACAAAUGGAGUUCUGCGAGAAGUGUACAUUGAGAACUGCCAUAGAUGAUAACCUGUACGAAGACACGGAACGCCUAUGGCGUCUAUUUCGCGAAAUAGCUGAGGGUUUAUCACACAUACACCAACAAGGCAUUAUACAUCGUGAUUUGAAGCCCGUUAAUAUAUUUUUGGAUACGCACGAUCAGAUAAAAAUCGGUGAUUUCGGUCUGGCGACAACCAGUUUUCUGGCGCUACAAAGCCAACAUGAGCAAACAAAUCAGCAAUCUAUGCAGGUAGCUUCCAUAGAGGAUGGCACCGGCACCGGUAAGGUGGGCACCACGCUUUACGUGGCGCCUGAGUUGACCGGCAACGCUUCGAAAUCCACUUACGGUCAGAAGGUCGACAUGUAUACCUUGGGCAUAAUACUUUUCGAAAUGUCACAGCCGCCAUUCGAGACGGGCAUGGAGCGUGUGCAAACCAUAGUCGCGUUGCGCACCGCCGCCAUUGUUAUACCAGAGAAUAUGCUGAGCGAUAACCGUUAUGAGAAAACCGUCAAGAUACUACGCUGGCUGCUGAAUCACGAACCGGCACAGCGUCCCACCGCCGAAGAGUUGCUCUCCUCAGAUUUGGUGCCGCCCGCGCAACUUGAAGCGAACGAAUUGCAAGAAAUGCUGCGUCAUGCGCUGGCCAAUCCUCAAAGUAAAGCCUACAAGCAUCUGGUGGCGCGCUGCCUGCAACAACAGAGCGACGAACUGCUCGAAUACACCUAUCAUUUUGGCAGUUCCCGUAACAUGAAAUCCUGGAAUGCGCCCAUCUCAUUGGAUGGCUUCGUGUCGUUGAAUCCGAUUUUUGAAUGUGUCAAGGCCAAGGUUGUCGGUUUGUUUCGCAAACAUGGCGGCAUCGAAGUGGACACACCAUUGCUGUCACCGCUGUCGAAGCGCACCAAUCCGUGGAACAAUCCCGUGCGUCUAAUGACACACUCCGGCUGUGUGGUGGUGCUGCCCAGCGAUUUGCGUACGGAGUUCGCGCGCCACAUAGCCAUGAACGGUGUGAAUAUGAUGCGCCGUUAUUGCGUCGAUCGCGUAUACCGCGAAGAGAAAGUAUUCAAUUUUCACCCGAAACAAAGUUACGAAUGUGCCUUCGAUAUAAUUACGCCAUACGCCAGCAGUCCCAUCGUGGAUGCCGAACUAUUGGCGCUCGCCUUUGAGAUUACGAAUGAGAUACCGCGUCUGCGCGAGAAGAAUAUGCGCAUACGCAUGAAUCACACACAGCUGUUGCGCGCCAUACUGCUCUACUGCAAUGUGCCGAAGUCCUCGUACACAGAGCUAUUUGCGAAUAUAGCGGACUACAUUGAGGGGCGGAUUUCGAAAUUUCAAUUCCAUUCGGGCGUCACGGUGAUCAUGGAGAAAUCGCGUUCAUCGGCUACGGCGCUAAUCGAGCUGCUGCUCGCGAAUUUCCUAAUGAGCGGCACACGCAGCAGUGUCGACGAUUCGUCGCUAAAAUCGCUGAUACGUGGCAAGGGCGAAACCGCGUCGCUGGCAAAGAGCGCGCUCAGGGAGUUGGAGACGGUUGUGAGCCUAGCGCACAGUCUGGGUGUAACGUGUCCAAUACACAUUUUCGCCGGUCUGCCCAUCAGUUACGAUCGUGCCAGCAGUGGCGGCGUGGUGUGGCAACUGAUCGCCGAUCUUAAGCCGAAUCGCAGCGCGCAUUCCUCCGUCCUGGCCAUGGGCGAGCGCUACGACACACUACUGAAUGAGUUCCAAAAGCAAGCGCAGGGUUUCAAUCAGAACAUACCCGCUCGCGUCAUAAGCGGUGUCGGGCUCUCAUUCUGGCUGGACAAGCUGGUGGGCGCCCUAGAUAUGGAUUACAUGAAAGAUUGUCGCGCCAUCGAUGUGGCGGUAUGCGUGAAUGGUACACGCGCGCCACUCAAAUAUGUCACAGACAUUAUGCGCCUGCUGUGGUCUGCAAAUAUACGCUGCUAUGUGGUGGAGUCUGCCACCGGCGCUGGCGAUGAAGCGCGAGAUCUCGCCAAAUUGGGCGCUCUGCAUAUCAUAUUGGUGGCGGAGAAUGGCGCUUUGCGCAUUAGCUCGUGGGAGCGCGAUCGUUUUCAGGAGCGCCAUGUGACGCGCGCAGAGCUCGUCGAUUUCAUACGCAAGCUGCGCACCGAAUUGGGCAAUGCGAAUGCCAUCGACUAUGUCAGUCAGUUAUCGAAUAGUAGCGCCGGUGGCAAUGCCGGUUACAGUGGCAGUGGUGGGGGUGGCAGCAGUGGUGGCGGUGGCGGCGGUAAUUAUGGCCGCGGCGAUUACAGUUUGUCCACGUCUGCCUCGAACGCGAGCAUAAAAAGCAGCUACAAUCCCAGUCAGUGGCCCAAUGUGCAGGUGGUGUUUGUGGUGCACGACAAGUUGACGGCCAACCUGCGGCGCCGCUACGAGAAUCAGGUUACGCAGCAGAUGUCCGUCACACUGUCGCAGUUCAUGAAGAAGGAGAGCGUCAUCGUGCUGGUGGUGGAGCUGCCGCCAGUCACCGUUAAUGCCAUAGUAGGCGCAAUUAAUCCACGUGAAGCCGAUAAAAAGGAGACUGAAGUUGAAAUUAACAAUGUGAUAGAGCGGUUUCCUAAGUUCAAACGGUAUAUAACCGAAAUAACAGAUGAAAUUAUUGACUACCUAACCGGCGACAAAGCAACCGUAGUUGCCCUGUACACCAUAUCGGAUUCGUAUUAUCGCAUUAUCAUUUGAUUAGCACUGACAACCAGGCCAUCAGCGCCUUGUAUUUGCACACUCAGUGCAUUGACCCGCCACUUCCUUGUUUAAAAAAAAAAUGGAAAAAGUGAUUGCAAUUAAAUUGUCUACCAUCUCCUCUAUACAAUGUGGUUCAAAAUCUCAGAUUUGCUUUGCUAAAGCAUUUAUUUAACACAAUCUCCUCGUAGUCUCUUAAGUGUGUUUAGUCAAUUUGCCAACAAUGUAUUUUUA
Bactrocera tryoni is the source of this 5133-nucleotide messenger RNA. It is a transcript of the gene Gcn2, whose product is annotated as eIF-2-alpha kinase GCN2. Gene Ontology annotation, molecular function: ATP binding; eukaryotic translation initiation factor 2alpha kinase activity; protein binding. The transcript is spliced from 14 exons. Lineage: Eukaryota; Metazoa; Arthropoda; Insecta; Diptera; Tephritidae. Gene Ontology annotation, biological process: DNA damage checkpoint signaling; regulation of translational initiation by eIF2 alpha phosphorylation. The record is from RefSeq and is a predicted model, not a curated record. Gene Ontology annotation, cellular component: cytosol. Bases 1 to 4899 code for a protein of 1632 amino acids.